AUGAUAGACGAAGUUGAAGUAAAUGGGGCAACAGAGCACUCAAGUGAGCCUUCACAAAUUCUCUUAAAAUCAAGAUCCACUUCAAUAAAGUUUCAAUUAACAACAUUCAAUGAGACUCUGACUCCUGAAUAUUUAAGCAGUUUGUGUGAUUCCGAUAUUUCUGUUCGGCUGGAGCAUGUGGAGCGUCUGGCCAAUAAAUUUGAAAAUACUCAAUCUACUCUUGAGGAAUUGGACAUAUCCGAAUUUGAUGGAAUGGUCCGGUUUGAUUUCGAUAUGUUGUACUUGAAAGUUCGAUCAAAACUUCAACAUGAGCUUCAAGUCAGACGUACAUUCAAUUCAAGUUGCUCUACAACAAUACAUAAAUCGUCAGGUGAGAAUCAGCAAGACAUCAGGUCAAUGGCGCAUACAAUUAGGCUUCCAGAAUUACAAAUACCAAAGUUUGAUGGAAAUUAUACUGAGUGGCCUAGUUUUCAUGCCAUAUUUGAAAACUUAGUUCACAAUAACCAAGAACUAUCUGAAACAGAAAAACUACAACAUUUAUUUUCAAGCGUAAAGGGCGCAGCAUUUGACAUCAUUAGAUCGUUGAGUUUAAGUGAUGCAAAUUAUGCUAAGGCUUUAGAAUUACUUAAAAAGAGAUUUGAUAAUAAACCUUUAAUUUUACAGGCACACGUCAAGGAAAUUUUGUGGGCAAGGGAUAUAUCGAAUGAAUCAUCGACAAAGUUAAGAGAGCUUAGUGAUCGAAUCAAUUUGCACAUGCGUGCUUUACAAACAUUGGGCACCAAAGAACAAAUCGCAGACAAUUUCUUGAUCCAAAUCAUCAGUGCCAAGCUCGAUUCUAAAUCAAAGGCUAAAUGGGAAGAAGAGUUGUCCGUCCAUGAUUUGCCAACGUGGGAAAUGAUGACUGACUUCUUAGAAAAAAGGUGUCGUGUAUUGGAGAAUAUGGACGGUGCUAUGGUCUCCCUAACACCUAGCCACCAGGUAGGAAAGAAAAUUACUAAAAAAUAUAGUUAUUUGGCAGCAAAUAUGGGUACUAUCUCUUGCGUAUUUUGCGACUCAAAGGAUCACUAUAUUACAAAGUGCACACUGUUUAUAAAUCUUUCCCCAACGCUUCGAUAUAAAGAAGCAAAGAAGUUGCUGUUAUGUUUAAAUUGUUUACGCAAGGGUCACGCAUUGAAUAAAUGCAAGUCUGGACAUUGUCGUCAUUGUGCUUCAAAGCAUCAUUCAUUGCUUCAUAUGCAAUCUGUAUCUCCAAUUAAUUCGAAAGGCGUUGCACCUGAAAUACAUAUAGCAAAUCGGUCGGAAGAGCCAUCAACUUCAAAAAAUACGUCGCUGCUCUCACUGUCCUCUGUAACGUCUAUUCCUAAAGCCCCAGAAUUUCUAUCUGAAAAUAGUGUGCUACUAGCUACUGCAAUCAUUCUCAUCAAAAAUUCCUCAGGAACUUUCGUUCCAUGUAGAGCAAUUCUCGAUUCUGCGUCUCAACUCAAUUUUAUAACUUCUCGUUUAGUCAACUUGCUGCAGCUAAAUACGAAAACAACAUACACAACCAUAUCAGGCAUAGGGGAUUCUACACUUGAAACAAACAAGGUUGUUGAGCUAUUUACAAAAUCGCACUCAGGCGAUUAUUCAACUUCAUGCACUGCGAUCGUUACAACAACUAUCACAGAUCCUCAACCAAACUUUAACGUAAACAUUUCAGAUUGGUCAAUUCCAAACAACAUCACCUUAGCUGAUCCGAUGUUUUUCAAAUCACAGAGAAUCGAUGUGUUACUAGGUGGCGGCUUAUUUUUUAACUUAUUGUGUAUUGGACAAAUUCGUCUGGAAAAUAAUUUUAUGUUACAGAAGACAAGGCUGGGUUGGAUAGCAUCAGGUGGCGGUAUUAUUCCAAAAUACAAUCACUCAUUUUCGUUAGCUAUAGCUAAGAAAUCAACCACUGAAUUGGAAUUUGAAAAUGAAAAAUCGUUAAAUGAAAUUGUAAAAAGGUUUUGGGAAAUAGAAAAUUGUUUUGACGCGCACUCUUCGCUAACAGACGAAGACGCAUAUUGCGAAACCCAUUUCAAACAAAAUUUUACUCGGUUAGAUUCUGGUAAAUAUUCUGUUUUACUUCCUAAGCAGCGUAAUAUCGACUCACUCGGAGAUUCUUAUAAUCAUGCACUUCAACGAUUUCACAGUUUAGAAAGAAAGUUGCAACGUAAUGCUGAUUUAAAAACUCAAUAUGUUGAUUUUAUUAAUGAGUAUAUAAAUUUAAAGCACAUGUCACCAGCACAAUUACCAUCAGGUGUUCCAACGUGUUUUUUACCUCAUCAUUGUGUGCUAAAAAAUGAAAGUACAACUACAAAAUUGCGUGUGGUUUUCGAUGGGUCAGCUAAAACAUCCACCGGAUUUUCUCUUAAUGAUCUGCUGAUGUCUGGACCUACAAUUCAAUCCACACUCUUUGAAUUAAUUAUUCGAUUCCGAUAUUUUAAAAUUGCUCUUUGUGGAGAUAUCUGUAAAAUGUAUCGAUGCGUGCGUGUUACACAUCCCGAUGAAUAUCUUCAGUGCAUUUUGUGGAGAAGUAAUCUCGAUGAUGACGUAAAGGUAUUCAAAUUGGACACUGUGACAUAUGGAACAAGGCCAGCUGCAUUUUUAGCUAUUCGAGCAAUGCAUCAGCUGGCUCGCGAUGAAGAGAAAUCAUACCCAUUGGGUUCUAAAAUCGUUCUCAGAGAUUUUUAUGUAGAUGAUUUAAUGUCAGGCGGCGACACCGUGGAUGAAGUAAUCAACAUUAGAAGGCAAACUACUGAAUUAUUAAAAAAGGGUGGUUUCCAGAUCAGAAAAUGGUGUUCCAAUAAUCCAAGAGUAUUGUGUGGUAUCGCUGAAUCCGAACGUGUACAAUUAUUGAAAUUUAAAGAUGGUUCUGAUAUUACUAAAGCAUUAGGUUUAGUAUGGGAUCCAAACCACGACAAUUUUUUAUUUUCAUUUACUCCAGUGGUAGGUAGCCAGCAAAUUAACAAACGUACUGUUCUCUCAACUAUAGCCCGUUUUUAUGAUCCAAUCGGAUUAAUUGGACCUAUCAUCACCAAGGCUAAAAUUUUCAUGCAAACCUUAUGGAAACACAAAUUGCAUUGGGAUGAGAGUCUACCACAAGCAUUAUACUCAGCAUGGAUUGAACUUCGCUCUCAACUUACAAUUAUCAGCAGUUUUAAAUUCCCUCGUUAUGUUUUAAUGCCUAAUUCUAAAGUGCAGAUACAUGGUUUCUGUGAUGCCAGUCUGAGUGCUUAUGGUGCAUGUAUAUAUAUCAGGUGUGAGCGCUCGGGUGCAUUUGAUUCGCAUCUACUAUGCUCCAAAUCAAAGGUUGCACCACUAAAGACACUUACAGUUCCCAAGCUAGAACUUUCAGCUGCUCUACUUUUAUCGGAACUCAUUGAUAUGGUCGUCAAAACUAUAAAUUUUACAUGCGAUUUUCAUUGCUGGUCAGACUCAAUGGUGGUAUUAUCUUGGAUACGUGAACAACCGUCCAAUUUUAACGUUUUUGUCUCUAAUAGAAUUAGCAAAAUUCAAACUCUUACCUGUGGCAUGAAUUGGCAUCAUGUACCAACUUCUAUGAAUCCUGCAGAUAUCUUAUCAAGAGGAGCAGCGCCAGAUGAACUUUUAGCCUCAACACUUUGGACACAAGGACCUGAGUUUUUAAGACCAUCGCAUUUACAUUGGCCCCAAAAUACCGUUUUCGUAGCAGAAUUACCUGAACGACGCAGGAGAGUUUUAAUAACUACAUGUCAGCAAGAUUUAACGCUAUCCUGUAAAUUCGCUAACUCAUUUAAUAAAAUGCAGAUAGUUUUCGCAUAUAUUUAUCGAUUCGUGUCACUCAAACAUAAAGAGACCAUAAGGAAAACUGGCCAACUUGAUCCUCAGGAUAUUGAAAGGGGUACAAAAUUAAUGAUUUUAAACAUACAACAAACUCAUUUCGCUGCUGAAUACAAAAUAUUAAAAAAAGGAGAAAAUGUUAAUAGUUCAAGUAAACUUUACUCCCUCAAUCCUUUUAUUGAUUCAUUUGGAGUAAUUCGUAUUCGAAACAACAAACCUUUACCAAUAACUAAUAGAAGCGUAGAUAACGACUUAUCCACAACUCUUGAUGAUACUCACUUAUCCUAUAAACUAUAA
Messenger RNA from Teleopsis dalmanni, 4134 nucleotides. RefSeq lists its product as uncharacterized. The transcript is spliced from 2 exons. The record is from RefSeq and is a predicted model, not a curated record. Lineage: Eukaryota; Metazoa; Arthropoda; Insecta; Diptera; Diopsidae. Bases 1 to 4134 code for a protein of 1377 amino acids.